This is a messenger RNA of Mucor mucedo, 1916 nucleotides long. RefSeq names its product ammonium transporter AmtB-like domain-containing protein. The record is from RefSeq and is a predicted model, not a curated record. The transcript is spliced from 9 exons. Gene Ontology annotation, biological process: ammonium transmembrane transport. NCBI's taxonomy places the organism in Eukaryota, Fungi, Mucoromycota, Mucoromycetes, Mucorales, Mucoraceae. Gene Ontology annotation, molecular function: ammonium channel activity. The coding region runs from base 18 to 1916 and encodes 632 amino acids. Gene Ontology annotation, cellular component: plasma membrane.
GUAAACAAUAAACAAAUAUGCCUACCAAUGCUACAUUAACAACAGAACAAACAUAUACGAUCAAUAAUGGUGACACAGGCUGGGUGAUGCUUUGUGCUUGUCUUGUAUUUUUAAUGUCACCUGCACUUGGAUUUUUUUAUGCAGGUUUAGCAAGAGCCAAAAAUGCAUUAUCGUUAAUGUACUUGACUGUCAUGUCUGUGGCCGUGGUUUCUUUUCAAUGGUAUUUGAUUGGUUACUCACUUACCUUUUCCGAAACUGGAUCAUUUUUUAUUGGUGAUUCCAGUCAUUUUCUAUUACGAGGUGUAGGUAGAGCACCUCAAUAUCCAGAACAAACGAUUCCAGCUGCUGCUUUUAUGCUGUUUCAAUGUAUGUUUGCUGCCAUUACACCAGCGUUGGCAUUUGGAUCUGCCGCGGAACGAAUGUCCCUGGGUCCUGCCAUCUUAUUUAUUUUUAUUUGGACAACCCUUGUUUACGACAUCAUUACUUCUUGGAUCUGGUCAAGAAAUGGCUGGUUAACUCAAUUAGGUGCUAUUGAUUAUGCGGGUGGCACACCAGUUCAUAUCUCCAGUGGUUUGGCUGCAGUCGCCUAUGCUAUGGUGGUUGGAAAACGUCGAGAUUAUAAUGAAAACGUCAAUACACCUCAUAAUGUAUCUUUUGUAUUUCUAGGCUUGGCCUUGAUGUGGUUCGGCUGGUUCUGCUUUAAUGCAGGUAGUGCUUUAGCAGCCAAUGCACAAAGUGUACACUCUCUUGUGUGUACCCAUCUUUCAGCGUGUACAGCAGCCAUUGUGUGGGUACUGAUGGAUUACCAACAUACACGUAAAUGGAGUAUCAUUGGGUUAUGUACGGGAGCUGUAGCGGGACUUGCCACCAUCACACCGGGAUCAGGUUAUGUGUCAGAAAGUAGUUCACUUGCGUUUGGUGCGAUUGGUGCAUUUAUCUCCAACAUUAUCUUGCGUUACAAGCAUCGUUUAGGCUUUGAUGAUGCUCUGGAUGUAUUUGCAGUCCAUUAUAUUGGGGGUCUCGUCGGUCUGGUCUUGACAGGUGUGUUUGCUCAACAAAGUGUCAUGGCUUUAGCCUAUCCGGAAGGAACACCCAUAGACCAACUCCCCAUGGGUGGUUGGUUGGACGGUAAUUGGAUGUUGGUACCUAUUCAAUUGGUAGCCAUUGUCAGUGUAUCGGCCUGGGCUUUUGUGGUGACCUAUUUGAUCUUGAUUGUCUUGAACAAGAUUCCUUCAUUGACAUUACGGUUAGCGGAUGAGGAUGAGAUUAUUGGAACUGAUUGGGCGGAAAUGGGUGAACGUGCCUAUGGUUAUUUACCCAUGGAUGAGGAACAUGCACGUCGUCAGCAGAUUAUUGAUGAAGCCAGAGCACGUUUAGAAGAAGAAGAAGAAGAAGAAGGAGAAGGAGAAGAUAAGGGACAUGUGCAGUUGGAUGAACACGUCAAUGGCACCUUGAACGCGAUGGGUAGUCCUGGUAGUAUUGAUUUGACGUUAAAUACAACGGAUAAUCCAACGGUCAAGAAACGUAACUUUAAGCAAAAUCUGCGACAUUUGAUCAUGUCUAAAAAGAAGAAGGACGGCGUAUUUAACGGAGCGCAAAUGAUGGAAGAGCCUGUGAUUUUGAAUUAUGGACAGGAUAAAGAUUUUGGUGGAGUGACGUCGUCAAAAGCGAUGGAGAGCCAACAACAACAACAGAAGCAGCAAAAGAAGCCGUAUACCCAACCUUCAUCCAAUAAUGAACCGAGCGGGUUUGAAUUAGAUGAUAUGACCGAACAACGCAAUUAUGACUAUUCAGAUGAAGCUGGACCAAGUACGACUGUCAGUAGUGGUAGAAAUACACCUGUGAAUGAAUACGAGUACAGUCAUGAUGCAUUUACAGAUUUUGACCCUCCCACUAAAUUUACAAAACGGUCCUAA